Molecule: messenger RNA, 290 nt
Organism: Racocetra persica
Lineage: Eukaryota; Fungi; Glomeromycota; Glomeromycetes; Diversisporales; Gigasporaceae
Source: the annotation of a GenBank genome assembly
AUCCGGUUCCCCAAGGCGAAAUGCCUGUUCGUAUGAGAGCUUGGCACUACUGUGUAUCAGAUAGAAGAACUAGAAGUAAUAUUCCGGCUAGAACUAUGUUUGAAUUUGGAACACAGGAUGGCAGUGGUGCACCAUUAAAUAUUUCGCAAGGUCAAUGUAUUAUGAACAUUUCACUAGAUUGUCUCUAUUUUGAAGCGAAGCCUACUAUUCAAAACCCCAGAGAUUUUCUACCUGAUUCUAUUCCAAUUGACUUCUUCUAUGUUCAACAUGCAUUUAAAAUUGCAUUUAAA